Molecule: messenger RNA, 4517 nt
Organism: Scatophagus argus
Lineage: Eukaryota; Metazoa; Chordata; Actinopteri; Scatophagidae
Gene: ccdc66
Product: coiled-coil domain containing 66
Exons: 21
Coding region: 204-2807 (867 amino acids)
Biological process (GO): cilium assembly
Cellular component (GO): microtubule; cilium
Molecular function (GO): microtubule binding
Source: RefSeq, a predicted model, not a curated record
CCGUUCUUGGUCGUUGUCAGCAACCAACGUACACAAUGCAACAACCAGGAACUGGCGUGUGACUGGCUCAUGAAUGUGUAAAAAUCUGUGAGGUUGACGGAAACGCUUUUAUUAGAUUAUGCACAAUUCGCUGUCUUAACUGUUUCUCUUAUUGUAAGGCUGCCGGUACAAUCGCACUGUUUCGGUAAACAUUUCCCGUCGGCAUGAAUCUCGGAGACGGCCUGCUGUUUGAACUUGAAAAUGGAAAACCCAAGCUGAUUUUACUCAGUCAUGGCGUUGAGAAGAAUCCAGCAAAGCUGUCCUGCAGGCCCAGAGCAGCCAACAUCCUCAGCUCCAGGCAGCCGUCCUGCAUGGAGGAGGUGCAGGGAGAGGAGCGUCAAGCCCGGCAGCAGGCAGGGAGGCACAGAGAAACCAAGAGCAAGGCUGGAGGAACAGCAGCCUCCUUCACCUCCAACACCACCACCGCAACCAAUGGGAGGAGGAGCGCCACUAUGACAUCAUCCAAGACGCAAGAGCAUCAAAAAGGUAGCAGUGUCAAAGUUGUGGCAAAGAUCAAGUCAGACAGACACAAACACAGCACUACUGUUGGCUCCCUGAGAGCCAAUGGGAAAACAGGACAGCCUCAGAAGAGUACGACACAAGCCGGCGAAAAGGCAGGACUGAAGGAUCCACUGGCCAGCGAGGACACAGGCUCGAAGGACAGUGUGGUGUGUCUGACCACUGAGCAGCUACAGCAGAUCCUCAACACAGUGCAGACCACCAGGAUGGGCCAAAACCCCCCAGAGGACCACAGGACCCAGGAUUCAGAAUCCUCAGUAGAUGAUGGAGGAGGAGGAAAAAGGAAAGAGGAAGACAAAGGAGGAGGAGGAACUGAUACGACUGUAAGCUCACAGAGUAAAGACAGUAGGUCGUCUGGAUGUCUCGUCAACUGGCUGGAGGAGCGACAGUCGGAGAGCAGAGCGGCCAUCGACGCCAAAAAGGCUCAGUGGAGGAGAGAGCUCGAUGAGCAGGUGGCACUGAAGCAGCAGCAGCAGCAGCAGCAGCAGCACUCGGCCCCUGGCAGACUCCAGGCUGAGGAGGAUACAGACAGUGUGUUAUCAGUUCAGAGCUCCAUCAGCUACAGAGAGCCGCCUGCAGCCAUCAGAUCCAGCCUCAGACUUGGGGAGGUCACUCCGAUGGAGGAGGUGGUGGAUGUCGAUAGGAGGGAGGAGCAGAAGAGACGCUGGCUGGAGGAGCUGGACAAACAGAGGGAGGAGAUGACUGAACGAAGGAGACGAGAGAAACUGCUGCAGAAUCAGGCAGUGGACCACGAGCUCUGGGCGGCUCACUUUGACUCGCUCCAGAGGAGGCCUCCCGUCCAGACUGCAGCUCUGUCAGCCCCGCCUCCAGCCCCGUCUGACAGCUCUGAGCGAGGGGAGUGGGAGCCCUCGUCCAGCCUGUCCCUGGCCUGGGAGGCCAUGAGCAGCUGUGGAGCAGAGAGCGUCGGGGGGGCCAGCGUGGAUACAACCAGCGGGUACCCGACCAGGACCAGCUAUCUGAGGACCAUGACCGCCCUGCUGGACCCCACCCAGAUAGAAGAGAGAGAGAGGAGGAGGCUCAAACAGCUGGAGCAGCAGCGAGCAAUCGAGGCCCAGGUGGAGGAGCGGCGGCAGCAGAGGGAGCGAGACGAGAGGAGGAGGAGAGAGGAGGAGGAGCAGGAAGAGAGGAGGGUGGCGCUGGAGAGAGAGAUGCUGGAGAAGCGCUACGAGCUGGACACACUGAAGGAGAGGCAGAAGCUGAGCCAUCAGAGCGAGGAGCCAAACAAAGACCACGAUGAUGAAAGACAACAGGAGACACCGGAGCCCAGCGCAGUCACCAGACAGGACGAGUGUGUGGAGGACCUCAGCAGUUCAACCUCCACAUACAAAGAUACUGCAGUACAGACAGAAGCUUGUCCUCCUCUCCCGCUCACAGCCGACAGAGUUCAGACUCCUCACGUCUCUGCGCAGUACCAACCACCUCCUCCUCUGCCUGCUGCUGCUCCUCUCAGCAGCAGGAACCGAGCGGCGAGAACAGGCAAGGAGAACAUCUGUCUGUCGGGAGGAAGAGGAGGCGGAGGGGACCCAUACGAGGCGUUUGCCAGGACCGAGAGGAGCCGCAGGGACAAGAGGAGGCCGGAGUGGAACACACACAGGCCCAGUCGUCAGUUCGUUCCAGCUUCAGAACGUUACCCGGCCUCUCUGCAGAGGAACAGACAGGAGAGUCGGAUGAGGAGGCAGGCCGAGCUCCUGGCUCUGCAGGAGAGGACCUGUCUGUCCAGGACCAACCCUCCUCCUCCUCCUCUUCAGCCCCAGGAGACCAGGAGCAGCCCCACCAGGAAGGGGGAGAGUGUUUCCACGGGACACAGCAGCUCUGCAGCCGUCAGCACUGAAAGGGGGCGCUCUCCUCCUAUCCCUGCUGUCAGACACAGAGUUCAGGGUCAGCAGGCCCUUCCCUCCUCCACCCCUCCUCCCCCUCCUCCUCCUGUCCUGGAGUUCAUUCCUUACAUCCGGACUGAUGAAGUCUUCAACCUGGACCCACUGGAGCCUGCUGACACUCCCCCACCUCACCCACACACAGCUCCUCCUCAGAGCUCAGCGGCUCCUCCUGCUCCCUCACACCGGGAUCCCCUCCUCCACCCCGAGCUGCUUCGUAACGCACACACACACCGACAGCAGGAGAUCCUGAGAGGCCUGGCCCAGCUACGGCAGGGUUUGUUACAGAAGCAGAGGGAGCUUGAGACGGAUUUGAAUCCUCUCCUGAAGCGCCACGACAACGAGCUCCGGUGACCCCUGAGCUCUGGUGUUUGUGCCGAGUCAGGAUGAGUAACACCACAGUGUGCCCGCCGGCCGUCAUGGAGAACACACAAACACCAGAAACAGAAAACCUUCAGUGUUUCCUCUGAGGAUCGUUCAGCCGCCCAGCACUCAGAAACUUGAUGGUUUCGUGUUUCACUGCAGGGAGUUUACUUCUUUGGAUCUCACUUGAAUAUCAAACGUACUGCAGCAGAUUUUUGGGAGUUUUCAAGUCAAGCUGAUGUUAUCAGAUUGAAUGUGAUUUGGGGCAAUACGUCCCACCUGUGCUGGUUGUAACUACCAUCAGAAUUGAGUUUUUUUCCAGCCACCAGCUCCAAGACAUUUUCUCAGAUGUUACAAAGUACUCGCACUUGAGAACACUCAGCUCUUUGUACAUCUUUUGGCGCAUUCAGACUGAACAAAAGUGUGUUAUUUGCCCAGAUGUUGCUGCUGGUUUAUUUAUACACAAACCAACGAUGUACCCGUCAGUGCAGACGUUAGCCCACUGUAGCGACUGCAGCUAGCAGCGUGCACCAGCUGUGGUCGAGUCAUAACUUCAGGGUAGGAGAGACUUCUCCACUCUAAUCAAAGCGUUUUCAAGUUAUGGGUCUGUGAAUUCGCGAAACAAAUCUGCAGUUACUGACACCUUUCCAUUUACUUUGAACGCAGCUGACUGUUGCUAAGCAACACCUCCAUCUUUUUGAAGCCAGCAGUGACCAUAUAUCAACAAGAGGGUGGAGCUGGGGUGGAUACACGUUGCUUCACUGCUAUCCAGAUUGAAUCUGACUGAGAAUCUGUUAAAUCACUGAGGUAGGGACUCUUCAGUGACACGGUAGCCACACCCUGAAGCUGAUCCUGCUUUCUUGUCUGUUUUAGUCUAAACAGGACCACAAUUUACAAAAUGAACCUCAUGCUGCAAUGAAGACGACUUGAAACUCGCGACCAUAAAGUCAUAAGGAAACUGAAAUCCUUUCAUUUUCCCAUAAGCUUACAUGCAAUCAGACUUCAUUUUGAAACCAGUGGAUAUGCCCCCUGCUGGCCAUUGGAAAGGAAGCAGAUUUAAGGCACUUGUGCUUAAUCGUUCAAAAAUGGAAACUCCAUCAUAUUUUAUGGAGUCACCGCUGGGGUUGAAGACUGAUUUUAAAAUGUCUGAAUUUCUUGAUUUUAAAUGCUGACAGAACUGAGAUGUGACUUGCAGGUUAAACACCAACACUUGGCGGAGAGUUAUUAAAUUAAACUGUUCUGCUACAAACACCUUUAAAAUCUGCCACAUCAGUUCUACCUCACAUCAAAGAUCUUUUAUAGGAUGGAUGUUCAUCUAAAAUACUGCUUGGGUUUUCACUCACCUAAUGAGAGAAAACUUUUUCGUGAACUGAACGUAAAUGGAUGCGCUUUGUUUUAUGUGCGGAUUGUAUUUUAAAAUCCUGUUUUUAAUGCACUUUCCAUAAGAAUGACACUGUACCAAACAGGUACUGAAUUUUGGAUAUUGAGGGGUUGGAGGUUCCACACAUUUUCUUUAGUUCAUCCUUCCGGCAGAAGGAACUUGAUUAAAUCGUGAAUGAACUUGUUUCUUCAGCUUCCUGCUGGCUGAGGAGCUCUAUGUUUCCAUUUCUGCUUCUGUGUUAUUGUAAUUUUCCUGGUUUUAUUGUAUUAGUGUAUUUUUUUAUUUAUUGCAAAUGUAAUAAUAUCAAGUGCGACUCUUUA